Molecule: messenger RNA, 31744 nt
Organism: Mus musculus (house mouse)
Lineage: Eukaryota; Metazoa; Chordata; Mammalia; Rodentia; Muridae
Gene: Khdrbs2
Product: KH domain containing, RNA binding, signal transduction associated 2
Exons: 7
Coding region: 244-1083 (279 amino acids)
Biological process (GO): regulation of mRNA splicing, via spliceosome
Cellular component (GO): nucleus
Molecular function (GO): nucleic acid binding; RNA binding
Source: RefSeq, a predicted model, not a curated record
CCCUCGGACCCCGCUUCCAAUAGGAAGCCGGCGGGGUUGGGCCGCACGGGCAUCCUCUCCAGCUGAGGCCACGGCCGGAGCCUGGCUGGGGCGCGGGAGAGGCAGGUACCAGCGCGGUCUGCGCAGCCCCAGGCGCUAGAGCUGCGCUCUACGGUGGAAGAACGGUUCCCGGGGGAGCCAGGGACCAAGGCGUCGGAGCGGGCGGAAAUUGCGCCUGACCGGGCACGGUCCGAAGUCCGCGCUAUGGGAGAAGAGAAAUACUUGCCUGAGCUGAUGGCAGAGAAGGAUAGCCUGGAUCCAUCUUUUGUGCACGCGUCGCGCCUUCUGGCGGAAGAAAUUGAGAAAUUUCAAGGUUCAGAUGGGAAAAAGGAAGAUGAAGAAAAGAAAUAUCUCGAUGUCAUCAGCAACAAAAACAUAAAGCUCUCUGAAAGAGUAUUGAUUCCUGUGAAACAGUAUCCAAAGUUCAAUUUUGUGGGGAAAUUGCUUGGACCAAGAGGAAACUCCUUGAAGAGGCUACAAGAAGAAACGGGUGCUAAAAUGUCUAUCCUGGGCAAAGGGUCCAUGCGAGAUAAGACAAAGGAAGAAGAGCUGAGGAAGAGUGGGGAGGCCAAGUAUGCCCACCUGAGUGAUGAGCUGCAUGUAUUAAUUGAAGUGUUUGCUCCACCCGGGGAAGCUUAUUCACGGAUGAGUCAUGCCUUGGAAGAGAUUAAAAAAUUCCUGGUUCCUGACUACAAUGAUGAAAUUCGUCAAGAGCAACUCCGGGAGUUGUCUUACUUGAAUGGCUCAGAAGAGUCUGGCCGGGGCCGAGGUAUUAGAGGCAGAGGGAUCAGAAUAACUCCCACAGCUCCAUCAAGGGGCCGUGGCGGUGCUGUUCCACCACCACCACCACCUGGACGAGGUGUGCUUACCCCUCGGGGGACCACUGUGACCCGUGGAGCUCUUCCAGUGCCCCCAAUAGCAAGAGGUGUCCCCACACCUCGAGCCCGGGGGACGGCAGCAGUACCAGGAUACAGAGCACCCCCACCUCCAGCUCAUGAUGCUUAUGAAGAAUAUAACACUAAUGGCAUUUACAGCAGAAGUUAGGCCAUGGAUGCACAUGUGGAUGCUCCGAAAGAAGCUUUCAUGGAUCUCAGUGGCAUGCAUGUGAUAAAGAGUAUCUUGUGUGUGAAGAAUCAAACUCUGCUGAAAUGUACCUGUCCUUAAAAAGUUCGAUCAGCUUCAAAUUGGAAAUAAUUACAAAUUAUUAUAAGCAAGAUAUGAGUCCUUAUAUGAUCAGAGAAUUCACUUGGAACCUAGUAAACAUGAGCUGGGAAAGCUGAUAAACAAAGGUGCGAAACAUGCAGCUAUUCUCCCAUUGCCAUGACUUCCUUUUUCAUUCACCAUUUGGAAGGUAUGCAAUUGGCAUCCAGAACUGAAAUGUAUUUUUAAGUACCCUCCUCCAUCCCACUCUGUAUCCAGGAUUUUCUCCUGGGGUCAGGGAGGAGGCAGAACCCAGUAGUGUCCACUCCACCAACUAAAAAAGUCCCAAUGACAACAAAAGCUCCAUUGCACUAGAGUUCCUCCUGAGGCACACAUUACUAUUUUGGGUUCACUUAUAGCUCCCAUGAUGAGGAGUUACUGUCAGGAGCAUGGGUAACCCAAAAGCAGCCACACUGUGAAGUCUUCAUCCAGCCUGGAUGAUGGUUUUCUUGUAGCUGUAUAAGUAGGAUCCCCUCCUCCAAGUCCUCCCCAGGCUGUGUAAUCAAACCUGUCCUUCAAGGCCACAGGUAACUCUGGCAGAAGUGCAUAUAAUUGGCUUCAAGGGUUACUAGAUAUUCAGGUGAGCUUCCAAGGACUCUUGUUCUCCUUCCUUCUAUGAGAGAAUAUCACCAUUUAACAAGCCCAGCUGGGUUGUCAUUUACAAACAGACACAACUGGUAUCAUGAAUGUAGCAGUUAUUCAUUAGAAUGAGGAGGGUGGGAGGGGCAGAGAACCUGGGUGGGAAUGGAGAGGCUCAGAUCUCAGUUCAUUCUCAGAACCUGCUGACUGAAGGAGUUCAGCCCUCAGGAGUCAUGGCCUUACUGCAGAAGAUAGGUGUGCACUCGGACAAUGAAUAUUCCUAAACAUUUAUAGGCAUCUGUAAGUGUUGUAAUGUAUUGAAAAACUAUAGGACUGUAGGUAUUGAAUAAAAGUGAACUGCCACAUAAAAUGACAAUCUGUUUUUCUUGAUACCUUUCAACUAUGGACGUAUUUGAUCUAUAGAUGUUUAUCUUUUUGUGAAUUAACCAGGCAUGAUGGAUUUCAAAUAGCCAAUAACCAUUUGACUUUAUGUUACUAAAAUAUAAAUUUGGCAUCAUGGGAAUGUUCUGUGUGGAAGUUCACAAAUCUAAAUAACCACUGGACAUUAGAUCUUGGGAAUACUUGUACCCAGGAGCUACACACACACAUACACACACACACACACACAUAUAUAUAUUUGGGGUUUCUUACAUAUCUUGACUUUAAAUAUUUUUAAGCUUCUUUUUUGUUAAACUUCCCAGAGUGGAAUACAUCCAGGAUUUACAGAUCCAUCAUUCUAACUGAGAUAAAUUAGGAAAAUUAAAAAUUGUAUUUUAGCAAAAACUCAUAUAGAAUAGAAUAGUAAUGUCAUCUGAUCUACCAGAGGCUAAUUCAUUGGAAGAAGUGAAAUGAAACUUUUGAACAUACAUCUGGCUCCAGUCACAGUAUAUUAAGUCACACAGGCUGAUGCAGAUAUCACAAAUGAGUUAUUAAUUUCACUAUAUUACAGGAGAAGGAAAGAGAAGCUUAGAGUUGGUUAUUUCCAGUCUCCAGAGGCUCUGCUAUGAUUGCAACACUCGUCUUUUUCUCAGUAAAGAGCACAACAUAAUCCUACAUAGUAUAAGCUCAGAGAGAAUAUACACAUACACAGACUGCCUGCACUUCAUCUUCAGCCAGGCGUAACUGAAUGUCCCAGUCAAUAUUUAGCACAUCUUCCCUGUCCCUUCAUGAAUUCCUCCAACCCCAGAGAACUAGCUGGAAACCCCCAGAAAACAAGUGCUAAAAAUAUGCCUCCCAGAGUGUUUGGAAAGACUGUCAGAAAAUUGUACCAUUCUGGGAGAGACCAUGUUGCUCCAAUAUCAACCAUCCUCUAUGGGUUUGCUAUGUAGGGUUCUCUUCUUACUCCCUCAAUUAUUAGAAGUUGUUAUACCUUAUUUUUACUCAGUUGCAAAACUUUACAAAUUCCAAAGGCAGAACAUAUUUCUUAAAUUUGUCUUUAAUUAAAGAUAAACUGCUCAAUAGCAACAAUGGCAUUAACCUACUUAUUAUAUUUUUAGAAAAAUUAUAAAUAUAUAUGUUUUAAAGCACAUAUGUAAACUUUGUUAAUAUUAAAGUAAUAGGAAUACAGAAUAGCAUGAAAUGCCUGUUUAAUUAACACUGCCCUUGUUCGAGUAAAAGGCAUUGCCAUUGAUAGCUGAAUGUUUGACAUUGUUUUUAAGGUGGGGAUAAUGGGCAAACCUUUGAGAAGCAGAGGGAAGAGAAUCACCAUGAAUAGGGAAGGUGAAGGAAGAUCAGGAAAAAGAUCUGAAUGGCAUCUGUCUCUACAAGACAAAGAGAAUCCAAGAAAACAAGUUAUUGAGACAGCCCAUUAGACAAUGCAGUGGAAAUGGGACAGGAGAGUGGAAACAGAGGCAGGUUUUGUAACUUCCUACCUGUGAUAGAAAGAGAGAAAGGAAGAAAGGAAGGAAGGAAGAAAGAAAGAGAGAGAGAGAACAAAAGAAAGAACAAAAGAAAGAACAAAAGAAAGAAAGAAAGAAAGAAAGAAAGAAAGAAAGAAAGAAAGAAAGAAAGAAAGAAAGAAAGAAAGAGAGACAGAAAGAGAAAGUAGGGAGGGAGGGAGGGAGGGAGGGAGGAAGGAAGGAAGGAAGGAAGGAAGGAAGGAAGGAAGGAAGGAAGGAAGGAAGACAUUUUUAAAAAGAAUGAAAGAGAGAGAGAAAGAAAAUCUACCUGCAGGUUUCAGAAAAGAUGAACUAGUGUUUGUGAGGAAGUUAUGAUUUCUAAAAAAAGUUUUGGAAGAAUAGAAAAGAGAACAAAGCCAACAAAAAUUUAGAAUUCACAAGUUGGAGCUAGAGUUUGCCACCAUUGGAUUCUCAGCUAUGUGCAUUGUACUGGCUAGUUUAGUGUCAACUUGACACAGCUGGAGUUAUCACAGAAAAAGGAGCUUCAGUUAAGGAAAUGCCUACAUGAGAUCCAACUGUAAGGCAUUUUCUCAAUUAGUGAUCAAGGGGGAAAGGCCUCUAGUGGGUGGUACCAUCUCUGGGCUGGUAGUCUUGGGUGCUAUAAGAGAGCAGGCUGAGCAAGGCAGGGGAAGCAAGCCAGUAAGGAACAUCCCUCCAUGGUGUCUGUAUCAGCUCCUGCUUCCUGACCUGUUUGAGUUCCAGUCCGGACUUCCUUGGUGAUGAACAGCAGUAUGGAAGUGUAAGCCGAAUAAACCCUUUCCUCCACAACUUGCUUCUUGGUCAUGAUGUUUGUGCAGGAAUAGAAACCCUGACUAAGACAGGCAUGAUUUAAAUAAUAGGCAUUAAUAUCCAAAAAGCAUAUUUCUCAAAGUUUCUAGUUACUUAUUCACCAAACUCAAUUUUGUCUGUACCCAUCUCACAUGAAUAUCUAUACUUUUCAUUAUUUUGUCUUUGCAUUUUGAUUUAAAUAGCAUGAAAAAUUCUAAAUAUAAUAACUUUUAUAAAAAUGAAAGAAAGAAAAGAGAAACAAGUGUGAAGAUUUGGGAAGCCUUGUUGAGACAUGACCUGGGCUGUGAGGUUAGGAUGGGCUAAAGAUGACAACCAUGGUCAGGAAGACAGCAGAUGUGUGAGAGAAGUGGAGCAGUGAGGAAAUGAAGCAGUUCUCACAAACCAUGUGCUCUGUGUGUGCAGAGAAUCAGGGCAUGACUGUUGGGCUUCCUGAAAUACUUCACUUGUGGGAGCUGAGUAUCAUUCCUGUUCUGAUGUAGAAACCUGAGGAAUGCUCUAGCACUACACCUGGUGACCUGACACCAUAUUCACGUGUGGAGAUCUGUCUGCUCUUUGACUGAAUGGCAAUGCUGGCCCAGGAAGCACAUGUUUAUAAAGGUUUGAAGUCCAUUAGUCAGAAACUCUCCUCUGGAAACUCUUCAUAUGAUUCAUUACAGCUCUGAAAGAAGAGAGGUGCACGGAACCUGUCACUGAGCCAGCAAAACACCCACAUAAAAAGAUCAGUAAUAAGAUACCAAUAAUAGCAACUAUUAUUCAGACAUUGGAGAUAGGAAAAUCAUCCUGGAUUUUCUCUCCUAUAUAGAUUUUUUUAUAUAUUUAAAAUAGCAUUUAUAUUAUAAACUGAUCAGAGACUAUGCUUUGAACCAAAGCAGAAGGGUGUAGGGUGAUACUCAGCGGUCAAGCAUUCACUGCUCAAGUGUGUGAACCUGAGUGUGGAUCUCCAGAGCCCACACAAAGUCAUAAAGCUGAGCACAUAGUGCAAACAUCUCCAAUCCCAGUGCUUCAUGGCAGAAAGGGAAGCACACACCAGAGAAUCCCUGGAAGACAUGAGAGCAGCUAGCUGACAGCCUGUGCCUCAAAUCAGGUAUAAGACAAAGGCUCAUCUACCUCUGCUCCUCUCUCUCUCUCUCUCUCUCUCUCUCUCUCUCUCUCUCUCUCUCUGACACACCCACGCACACACACACACAUGCUCACACACAUGAGUGGGAAUGAAGAGAAAGAUUUUUUUUUUUUUUUGGUUUUUCGAGACAGGGUUUUUCUGUGUAGCCCUGGCUGUCCUGGAACUCACUUUGUAGACCAAGCUGGCCUCGAACUCAGAAAUCCGCCUGCCUCUGCCUCCCAAGUGCUGGGAUUAAAGGCAUGCACCACCACGCCCGGCUGAAGAGAAAGAUUUUAAGAAAGUGAACUAAGAUAUUGCUUUGUGGUUUUAUAAUGUUUCUCAAUUAUUUUAUUAGAUAAUUUCAUUAUUUACAUUUCAAAUGUUAUCCCCUUUCCUAGAUUCCCCUCCAAAAAUCCCCUAUCACCUACCCCCUCCCCCUGGUACCCAACCUACUCACUCCCUUUUCCUGGCCCUGACAUUCCCCUGUACUGGGGCAUAGAACCUUCACAGGACCAAUAGCCUCUCUUCCCAUUGAUGACAGACUAGGCCAUCCUCUACUACAGAUGCAGAUAGAGCCACCAGUGCCACCAUGUGUUUUCUUUGAUUGAUGGUUUAGUCCUAGGGAUCUCUGGGAGUACUAGUUAGCUCAUGUUGUUGUUCCUCCUAUGGGGCUGCAAACCCCUUCAGCUCCCUGGGUCCUUUCUCUAGCUCCUUCAGUGGGGAACUGGCUCUGUCCAGUGGAUGACUGUGAACAUCUACUUCUGUAUUUGCCACACACUGGCAGAGUUUCUCAGGAGACAGCUAUAUCAGUCUCCUGACAGCAAGAUCUUUGUUGGCAUCCUCAAUAGUGUCUGGGUUUGGUAGUUGUAUAUGGGAUGGAUCUCCAGGUGGGGAUAUCUCUGGAUGGUCAUUCCUUUAGUCUCUGCUCUGAACUUUGUCUCUGUAACUCCUUCCUUGGAUAUUAUGUUCCCCCUUCUAAGAAGGACCAAAGUAUCCACACUUUGGUCUUCCUUAUUCUUGAGUUUCAUAUGUUUUGCAAAUUAUAUCUUGGGUAUUCUGAGCUUCUGGGCUAAUAUCCACUUAUCAGUGAGUGCAUAUUGUGUGUGUGCUUUUGUGAUUGAGUUACCUCACUCAGGAUAAUAUCCUCCAGAUCCAUCCAUUUGUCUAAGAAUUUCAUAAAUUCAUUGUUUUUAAUAGCUGCAAAGUACUGCAUUGUGUAAAUGUACCACAUUUUCUGUAUCCAUUCCUCUGUUGAGGAACAUCUGGGUUCUUUCUAGUUUCUGGCUAUUAUAAAUAAGGCUGCUAUGAACAUAGUGGAGCAUGUGUCCUUAUUACAAGUUGGAGCAACUUCUUGGAAUAUGCCCAGGAGCAGUGCUGCUGGAUCUUCUGGUAGACUAUGUCUAAUUUUUUGAGGAAACACCAAACUGAUUUGCAGAGUGGUUGUACCAGCUUGCAAUCCCACAAGCAAUAGAUGAGAGUUCCUCUUUCUCCACAUCAUCGAUGUUUCUGAAUGUUAAUCUUAAAAUGUUGCUGGUUGUGAUUUUUCAAACAAAACACUCUCAGCUUGAUUUUAUAUCUAAAACUCUAAGAUUUUUUCUUUUUUUUUUUGUAUUUUUAUUAGAUAUUUUCUUCAUACACAAUUCAAAUGCUAUACUGAAAAUCCUCUAUACUGUCCCCCUGCCCUACUCCCCUACCCACCCAUUCCUGCUUUGUGGCCCUGGCUUUCCCCUAUACUAGGGCAUAUAGUCUUCCUAUACAAAUGGCCUCUCAUCCCAUUAAUAGCUGACUAGGCCAUCCUCUGCUACAUAUGCAACUAGAGACACAACCUCUGGGGAUAGGGAUACUGGUUAGUUCAUAUUGUUGUUCCUCCUAUAGGGUUUCAGACCCCUUUAUCUCCUGAGUACUUUCUCUAGCUCCUUCAUUGGGAACCCUGUGUUCCAUCCAAUAGAUGACUGUGAGCAUCCACUUCUGUACUUGCCUGGGAAUGGCAUAGCUUCAAAAGAGAGAGCUUCCUCUUUAAGGACUUUUACCUGUUUAGCAGUGUUCUGCUUUAUUUCUUUAAGUGAGUUAUUAAUGCCCUUCUUAAAAUCCUCUACCAGAAUCAUGACAUCUGAUUUUAAAUCUGAAUCUUGCUUUUUGGGUGUGUUGGGGUAUCCAGGACUUGCUGUGGUGGGAGUACUGGGUUCUGAUGAUGCCAAGUAAUCUUGGUUUCUGUUAGUAAGAUUCUUAUGUUUGCCUUUUGCCUUCUGGUAAUCUCUGGUGUUAUAUGUUAUAGCUGUCUCUGGCUGGAGCUUGUUCCUAUUCUGAUUCUGUUAGCCUCUGUCAGCACUCAUGGGAUUCACACUGUCUCCUGAGUCCCAGUGGUCAGAGCACUGUCUGCAGGCAAGCUCUCCUCUGGCAGGGAAGGUGCACAGAGGUCUGGAGCUCAUCUCUGCCUCCUGUCUGAAGAUGAAGGCCAGAAGGCCCCCUGUCCAAGAAGCUCUGUUGCUUCAGUGGCCCACAAUCUCUCUCCUGCACGGACUGGUGUCUGAGAGACCAGGGAUACAAGAUGGCGAUCUUGUCUGAGUCCUGAUGUCAGAACCCUCCCUGCAGGUGAACUCUCCUCUGGAGGGGAAGCUGUCCAGAGGUCUGGGUCUCAGUUCUGCUUCCUAGCUGAAGAUGAAGACAUGAAGGCACCCUGUCCAAGAAGGUCUUUUGCUUCUGAGGCCCACAUGCUCUUCUGAGCGGAUUGGUCUCUGAGAUACCCGGGAUACAAGAUCAAGAUUUUUUUUUUCUAACAGAAUGGGAACCUAUGUCUUUUAAAGCCACACAAAGGCUGAAUCUGUUCCUAUAGUGAUUAAUCCAUGCAACCUUUAUAGAAAAACCUAUGUGUAGACACAGGACAGGGACAGGUUGUUCAAAGAAAACACUGCUUGUACCUACCAGGUGCAUCUGCGAUUACUCAGAAUGAUGUCAGCCCUGUUCAAAAGCCACUGCUUAUGCAAAGUGGUCCUUUUCAUGAUAAUUUUGAGAGAAUUAAAGUGAAGAUAAAGGAUGUUGUGUUCUUUAAAUGCCAGUAAUAGCAUACAAUUUUACAAAAGAUACAUACUUGUCAUCUAUAUGUGCUUAUAUAAAUACUUGUAACACAUAUGCUGGGGAAGUUAAAACAAAACACACAAAAAAAUAGUCUCCUUAGGUAUACACAACAUCUCAUGCUUUCCAAACACAUAUGGCAAUUUUAUUUUUAAACCACUUCAUAUUUUCUCCAAAGGUUAAUGUGCAGACAUCAAAGACACAUACCAAAGCACAAAAGCCAGGAAGAGGAGAUACUUAAAAUUCAGGCCGAUGCUACAGGAGAAAUUUUGGCUUAGGACAAUCAAUCAUGGUAACCUAAUUUACAACAUGCAUUCUGACAAAUUUUGAGAGCUCCUCGUUUCAUCUGUCUGUACUAAGCCUAUCGGCAUUCCGGCCCAUCCUGUCAUCCAAUUCAGCCCCUGAGGUAUCCUUCCAGUCGCUAUGAGAGAACUAGAAAUUCCACUGAUAAAUCAAUAGUCCUUAAAAGUUCCAUAAAUGAGCUCAAGUUGCCAACCUCCAGUCUCAUGUGCACAGAGAACUUUUUGACAGGAGAGGGAAAUCAGUAUUAAAUGAUAAUUGAAAUCAAUUCUUGUGCCAUUUGUAGAAGGGAAGAUUAUGAGUCUGAUCUAUAAUGCAUUUUGAGGGCAGCCACGUAUGAUGGUUUCUGUGUUGAUAGCCAAAAGCCUUCACCCAAAAAGAAGAGACUUUUAUUAGAGCCUCUAGAUUGGAUAUUUGUAUUCCAUUAGGCAUUCUUGUUGGGGUUUCAUGCUUUAGUAUCCUUAUUAGAGACUAAUUUACCAGAAUGCACUGUGGGAUUUUUUUGUUGAAAUGUAACUAAUAUUUAAACUAGCCAAGCCACGUAAGGUAAAUGGAAUGUGUCACAGAGCUGUGGGCUGGGCAGCAUAUUGCUGUGGUUCUGAGUUCAGUGAUUCUGAGUUCAGAGAAAGUUAGUGGUAUUUAAGCCCAAAUAUAUGAAUUACUUUCACAGAUUAAAAAUACGCAUUCUUUACAUGGAGCUCUUACCCUGUACCUUGAAAUCUGAAUGAGCCAUCUUACUAAUGUGUUAGAUUUCAAGUCGGUUUUUAAUAAAUGAGGAUAUUUUUAUUGGCAACAACACUCAGGAUUGCAUCCAAACCUCUCCCUGAAAAUUAUGAUGGUGAUGAACAUCUCUUAUAACACAGUGAGGAAAAAAUGAGUUUUCUCUCUUUGUUCCUCUUUACAAUAGCUUCUAGCUACAGCUACCUACCAGAAAAUAUUAUGUCAAAUGAAUAUAAUAUGGAAGUCUUCUCCAGGCACAGUUAUGAUCAUUUGAGGAAUCUUCUGUAGACAAGGAGAGGAGGACAAGGAUGAGAAUAUUGGGCUGUAGACUGGAGUUUAGGAACUUUAUCAUUAGUUUUGAAAAUUAAAUUCUCUACCUUAUAGUACUACUAUCAAUAUAAUAUUACAUUAACAAAAUUAGUGUAUUUGAGACACCAUCUUUUGUUCAUACAAUGUCCUCAGAAUUAAAAAUAAUUGAAGUUUUUUGGUUUGAGUUGCUUCCAUAGGUGUGCUCACAGGCUCUGCGUGUCACAAAUAUGUUCAUAUUUUGGUCUUAUUCAUGGUAAGGUUAAAAACUAUAUCCAGCUAGUGCUUAAACUUGAAAUAUUCACCCACAGGGUUAUCUUGUUUUAUGAUGGACACCAAACAUGUGGCACUCUUUUGAAGGCUGUGGAACCUUCAAAUGGUUGAUAGCUUAAAGGAAAUAGAUCACUAGGGCAGGCCUUCAAAGGCUGUACCUGCCUGUGCGGCCUGCUCUCAGCUCUGUCUAGGUCUCUGCCAUAUGUGCAGCACUGAGGUCUGAGCUGCUCUAGUCACCAUGGUUUCUCCCUCAAGAUGACGGGCUGCAGACUAGAUUAUAUUUCCCCAUACACAUACUUCUCUCAAGUAUUAUGUCCAAAUGUUGACAAAAUACAUGUGUGUGUGUGUGUGUGUGUGUGUGUAUUAUCAUUCAUACAUACAUACAUACAGGGACUACAUACAUACAGGGGCAUACAUCUAUACGUCCAGGGACUCAUGAUCCCUCCAUCCAUGCAAGAAUAAUGGCGGUAUUGAUCUUGUACAAGUCCUAUUGGGUGACCAGUUACUAUGAGUGCAGUGGUUUAAUCAUGUCCCGAGGAUACUAUUUUGCAACAGUUCAAAUACUUCUGCUAAUAGAAUGUUAGAGAAAGUUAUCACAAGGAUCUCCAAGUCAUUAUGUAACUCAUGUAGCCAUCCCCUUACAAAGCUAUAUUCCAAGCUUGUCUAAAAAUUAGAGACUGUUCACUAGGAGCAUAAUAUAUGGAAUUGUUUGAGUCCUUCAUGCAAAGACAUAUCAGUGAGGUAGCCCAAAUGUCUCUGGUUUGCACAUGUUCCCCCUUUAAGUUCUGAUGGCUUUCUAGAAGAUAUACAUGUGGGCACAUGCAUGCAGAAGCAUGUAAAGACACACACACACACACACACACACACACACACACACACACAUUCUCUGUUUCUUUUCAGAUAUUCAUACCCUGAAAGGGCCACUAUUAUUUAUUUAUUUAUUUAUUUAUUUAUUUAUUUAUUUGCUUAUCAGAGCAGCUACUUCCUGAACGAAGGAAUUUUGAAAUCGUCUGAGGAUAUCCUUUUCCAGACUGGACAGAUUAUGAGCUCACAAUGUUUUUUCAGAGGAAAAGAUUUUCAAUUAUCAGCACAGACAUUGGGCAGCUCACAAUCCCUUGUAGCUCUAGCUCUAGAGAAUCUGAUGCCCUCCUCUGGCCUCUGUGGGGACUCAAAUCAAUGUGCAUAAGCAUGAAUAAGCAUUACACAUGUACAUAUAAACACUCACUUUUUCUAAGGCUGUACCCCUACAAAACAAGUUCUGUAGACCUGACAAUAGUGCUGUUUAAAGAAGGAGGAAGGCAAUAGAGAGAAAAACAUAUUUUGACCCAGCUUUUGGGGGACUUGUUUGAUAGCAAAAACAUGUAGUCCUUUCUAUUUUAAAAAGGAAAAGACACCGUGUUUCAUUUCUGCUAUUUACUAAAGGAGUCUAUUCUGUUUGCAUUACAAACGGACAUGGAAAACCUUUAAGCAUACUAUCUGCAAUAGACCAGAGUCACACAUAUAGCACUCCAAAUAUGAUUACAAAAUGUAUUUUUCCUCACACCUAGAUCUUUCUUUUUGCAUUCUUUCACAUUAAAAUAUAUCCUUAAGAUAUAAAUGGCAGCCUCUGUUAGUUUUCAUAAACUAUUAUGCAGCAAGUAUCAUUCUAAAAUAAAUCACUAUAGUUUUCCCUUUCUGAAAUACUACCUCCAUUGAAAUUCAUUUACAAAAUAAUACAUGUCACUGAGCUGUAUCCCUCUCCUUUGUUUUCAGUCCUAAGAUUUCAACAGGCUGUCAUGACAUAAAUUUAUCUAUUAUCUCCAAAACUUUUUAAAAAUGUUUCCUGAAUCUACUGACCUGUGUUUGAAAUACUGCAAUUACUUUGGGUCCUUCUGUUUAAAAAGUUCCCCAUCUCCUACAACCAUGGAUGUAAACAGCUCUCAUAAAAUAUCUCCCAAAUUAAAAUUAAUCCGUUUUUUGCUUUCUUUUCUUUUCCUUUUUUUAUCCAGUUCUUUUCUUUCCUCUGCAUCUUUUCCCAUCUGCUGCCAGAGGAAGCCUCUUUGGUGAUAACUGGAUAAGGUGCCAAUCUAUGAGUAUAGCAGAAUAUCGUUAGGAUUCAUUUUAUUGAUGUUUUUUAGACCAAUAGCAUCUAGUUUUAUCCUGUGUCUGAGCUGUUUAGCCUCUGGUUCUUGGUUACUCAAGCAAUGUCAGGUAUGGGUUCCUUCUCUUGAAGUGGAAAUUCAGACACUGGUUGGUUAUUCCCACAAGUUCUGUGCCAACAUUGCCUUAGUGUAUGGUGUAGCAAGGACAGAUUAUAAUUCAAAAGGUGUGUAGAAGUGUUGGCAUCGACAUUUCUCUUUUGGUAACCUGCGCAAUACCUUCUUACACCAAAGAGUUCAUAAGCUCCGUAUUGGGCUCCAUAUUGGUACCAGACUUGGGGGAAUUGGUCCGCAGCAGCAGUGGGAGAGGUUUAGGUCUAACUUUAGCCUGCUUAUUUCACUGGGAGUAAAGGCUCUUAGGUUAGCAGGGGUUGCCUGCUGGAGUUGGGUCUGGGAUAAAGAAAGAAGUUGGGAAAGGGAGGUUAAGAGAAAAAGACUUGUGGGAUUUCUGGGCAACAUGAACAGAGGUGAAGGAAGGAUGCAGCUGGUGUUCCUUGCACCAAGGGAUAAGAUUGGGAGAUUGGGUCUGGGGGAACAGAGAAAGCAAACUCCAAGACUGUUCUGUAAGCAGCAAUUUUAUCAUUCUUCAUAUAUUUAUAAACAGUUUAUCAUUUACUAAACACACAUUUUAUAUAAGAUGAAUUCCAAAGGGGGAGUCGAUGAGGAGUGAAAAUCCACAGUCAGACUCAUUACCUACUAUACACCAAAAAUUUACAUACAUCAUCUCACAACCACAAUAAAAGUAGGAAGCAGAACUCCUUUUCCACCAUUAAGGAGUUUUAGGACUAAACUUUAUGACAAAUAUGCAGGUGCAUGUCUGGAAACAGGCAGAUAGGUCUGUCUACGGUGCUAACAUGUUCAGUAUGAACAUGCAACAGGCAAAAGCUAGGGCAGCUGAUAAGACUCCUGUACUGGCUAGUUUUGUGUCAACUUGACACAGCUGGAGUUAUCACAGAGAAAGGAGCUUCAGUUGAGGAAAUGCCUCCAUGAGAUCCAACUGUAAGGCAUUUUCUCAAUUAGUGAUCAAGGGGGAAAGGCCCCUUGUGGGUGGGACCAUCUCAGGGCUGGUAGUCUUGGUUCUAUAAGAAAGCAGGCUGAGCAAGCCAGGUGAGGCAAGCCAGUAAAGAACAUCCCUCCAUGGCCUCUGCAUCAGCUCCUGCUUCCUGACCUGCUUGAGUUCCAGUCCUGGCUUCCUUGGUGAUGAACAGCAGUAUGGAAGUGUAAGCCGAAUAAACCCUUUCCUCCCCAACUUGUUUCUUGGUCAUGAUGUUUGUGCAGGAAUAGAAACCCCGACUAAGACAAAUUGGUACCAGUGGAGUGGGGUAUUCCUGUGACAACCUGACCAUGUUUUGGGGAGGACUGUGGAAGGACUUUGGAACUUUGGGCUUGAAGAUCCAUCCAUUGUUAAGACCUCUGUCGGAUGUUGUGUAGGAGCUUGGAAGAUAAUGUUGAGAACACUGCAGAAGUUGGAGCUCUGGUGUGUGAAAUUUCAGAGGGAAAAUUAAAGACUCUUUUCAGGGCCAUUCCUGUUUUGAUUGUGAAGAUUCUGUAGUUCUGGUUAGCUGGGGCUGAAGAAUCAGCUGUGAUUAACAAGAUACCAGAACUACUAAAGCAAAAACUUUGCAUUACUGGGACUAUUGAUGCUGGUUAGCUGGAGCUAAGAAAUUAGCGGUGAUUAAGAAGAGACCAGCAUCAUUGAGGUGACAUCUUCUGGGAAGUAUUUUCUGAAAGCACAGUGGCUGUGUUCCAGAUAUAGCCAAAGUUGUACCUUGUGCUGUGGCUGGACUUGGUAAUGUGUAAGGGUCACCCAGGUGGUACUGGUUUUGAAGGCAUGAAGGAGUUGAGCAGAGCAGCUGAGGCUUGGCACAGUGAGAGGCCAUGGAAGGCCAUUGGUGAAAGUGCAGCCUCAGUUGCAAUUGAUGGCCCAGGACUGAAGGGGUCAUGCAGUGUUUUGGAGAUGCCAGUACCAUGAGAUGACCACCAAGAGCAGCAGCAGCAGUGGAGUACAGGCAUCUGGAGCCUAGAGGAUGACUCGUGUGCUACAAAGGGCCUGGCUGGAGAAGUGACCCAAGCCCUUGGAGGAGCCCAGAAGAUCGUGAGUUGGAUCCCAGACAUUGGACAGUUGGAGAUUGACUUUUGCUUUUGAUUGUGACUGUGCCCUGAUAUUUUCCCUCUUGAAGAAAGAAACUGUUUUAGUGGAGCCCACAGUUAAGAGACUUUUAAUUGUAAAAAGACUUUGGAUUUUAAAAGAGAUGGAUAUUUUAAAGAGAUUGAAAUUUUAAGCAUAUGUAAAGACUGUGGGACUUUUAAAGUUAUUUAGAAUGGGGAUGAAUAAGAUUGUAAGGGUUGAGGCUUACUAGUGAUGUUUUUGUGUGUCAAGUUGACAAGGGGUCAAUUGUACUGGCUAGUUUUGUGUCAACUUGACACAGCUGGAGUUAUCACAGAGAAAGGAGCUUCAGUUGAGGAAAUGCCUCCAUGAGAUCCAACUGUAAGGCAUUUUCUCAAUUAGUGAUCAAGGGGGAAAGGCCCCUUGUGGGUGGGACCAUCUCAGGGCUGGUAGUCUUGGUUCUAUAAGAAAGCAGGCUGAGCAAGCCAGGUGAGGCAAGCCAGUAAAGAACAUCCCUCCAUGGCCUCUGCAUCAGCUCCUGCUUCCUGACCUGCUUGAGUUCCAGUCCUGGCUUCCUUGGUGAUGAACAGCAGUAUGGAAGUGUAAGCCGAAUAAACCCUUUCCUCCCCAACUUGUUUCUUGGUCAUGAUGUUUGUGCAGGAAUAGAAACCCCGACUAAGACAACUCCUAAGCUACAAGGAAAUCUUAUGGGUCUACUCAGCUGAGUAGAAGAUGUGAGAGCCAAACUCCAACCUCUAUGACAGUAUCUGAUAUUUUUUGACAUACCUUAUAGAUUGUGGGAAAUGUCGUUAAGGCACCAAUUAGAAAGUAUUUACCUAAACAUCUGCAGUGUUUAGGACCAGCACUAACUAAUGAUUCAGUGAAAUUUUAGGAAAUUAGGAGGCAAAACAACUAAGGGUAGAUGUGGUUUCUAACACUGAAAUAACAAACAAAAUGAGACUCUUAAUGUUAUUUCUGUAUUAAAGGAAACUAAUCUAACUCCUUAUUUACUGCAGCCUAUGUAGUAUACAAAUUUUGCACCUUCAGCAUUUAGUUUCAUAACAACUUUGUUUUAUUGGUGGUUUUACCAUUCUAAAAUGGAACAAAUAGGAACAUAAAGGAUUUAACCUUAUGGCAACAAUGAAAGUAUAUAAUCUUUAAGCAUCAGAGCCAGAAUUUAGGUCAGAAUUCAGGGGCAGAACUGGUUGCUUCCAGACUGUAACAUAAAGGCACUAAAUACAGAGCAGGUGCUUGUCUGGGUGCUGCUCAUGUGAAGACUUAAGUUCUGCCUUUAAAUCUUAAAUAUGGAAGCUUGUAUGCAGGGAGAGCCUGAGCAACCUGCAACUUUGUCCAAGAAGCCAAACGCAGAGCUGAGGUUUAAGCCAAGUAACCAGUCAUUCAUCUCCAUUAAUUUCUGUGUAUUGUCUAAGGCCAGUCAUUUCCAAUACAGACUGUAUGGAAUUAAGAGAGAUAGGACAUCAACAUUUUCAGACUCAUCAGUUUUUAGAGAGAAACAUCUACACAGGCUUAUUUUGUCAUACAUGUGCCUACCCUUUCCUUAACAUGUGCAUGUGACAUAGAGCACAUGCUAAGUUGUCCACAAUAGCACUCUUACAGUAAAGGAAGGAAGGAUGAUCAAAUUUCAGCAGAGCUUCUGAGCGUAGUGCACAGGUGAGUGUCUUGCUAAAUGAUAAAUGAACUGGGGUACUCAUUUUUUUUUAACAGAAGGUAGGGACAGUAAUGCCAACAGCCUAAGAAACCACCUCGUUCUGAUGAUAAAUUUGCCCAUGUCACAUCACAGGACUGCUCUGCCCAUGCCAUCUGUAAUAAUGUAGUAUUGCAAAGCACUGCCAGAUUCACACAAGCAUACUGCAUGUUUUCUCCCAAAACAGCCUGUUAGCAACCAUCCUUUAGACAGACUCAAAAUUUAAUGCAUCCUUUAAAAAAAUGUAUCCUGCAGUAAAAACACUGUGGAAAUUGAUCUUGCCAUAAAAUCUAGCACCUUAAAUUUGAUAUUAAGGCCACUUAGAGGCUUCUACCAUCAGUAAGGCAGAGAAGCAACAAAUGAAUUUCAAGGGGAUGUUUCUGGUAUGGAGGCCCCACAGUGAGAAAUGGCAGCUAUUACAAAACCAGAUCUCACACAUGAGCCAUUCAUUUGUCAACUGUCAUUUGUCGACUGUCAACAAACAUUCACAUCCCUGAUGCAUGAUUGAUGGCGCCCUCUCGGGAAUUUCUUUAAAAUCAGAACCUGAUUGUUCUGGCUCUAUAGAAGACCAGCAGGGAGAUAUCAAAAAUUUAUACCAAAUAUGUUUUAAAAUAAUGCCAUGAUCUAAUUACGCCAGCAUCCAGCCUCAACAAGAGUCAGGGUUCCUCAAAGGAUACCAGGUAGGCAAAUAAGAAAACACACAAUUGAGAUACAAUGAUGACAGGCUGGUGUAUUGGCAUGUGAGUCCUUGAACUCAGGAGUCAGGGUGCUUACUAGACUUGACUCAGCCUCAGUCUUUUAUUGAAAUCAGACAAGGAUAUUGGGUUACAAAAUUCAUAGGGGGUGGGUAAAUGCUUCUCUAUUUUCCUGUGCCAAUAUUUUCUUGUGACACAGAGUAGUACAGAUUUAGAACAGAAAAAAGGAAACUAUACAAUCUCAGACAUAAGAAUUUUAUAGCAAGUACAAUAUUUUGUAUCUCCCAAGUACCAGUCUUCAGUGAGGUUGGGGACUGCAGUAUUGCUGUUUCAAUGUCAGUAUCUUCCAGACAUAUGUGAGACACUACAAUUUCAUAAAAGGUCAAACAUGAGGUCAUACUGCUAACCUUGUAGUCUUUAUAAUUUUGGACCCCAUCUGCAUGUCUACAAAAAUAUUCUCACCUAACCUGUACAGAGAAUUCCGAGGGGGCUGCCACCAUCAUCCCUAAACCCUAGUAACCCAUUGCUGACUUUCUGAGAAAUAUCUAUAUAUUAUUCCAUCUUUGACUAUAGAACAAAAAUAUCCUGUUUUUAUUGUACAGAAUGAAGACUAAGACUGGGGGAACAGCUGCAGAAUUACUCAUCUCUGCCUGUGGCUCUAGGUUACUUUCAUUUCCACCUAGAUUGAGUGACCAUAUCAUAAAUUUCUCUUGAAUUCAUGAAUGGCUUUCACUUUAAUAUUAUUGGCAACGUUUAAUUUCUGGAUAACAAAGAAGCUGCUACUAAAUCUUGCCAGGUCACUAAAUACUGCUUUAACCAAGGAAAGAAAAGAAAUAGUAAAUAGACAAAGAAAAUAGUAAGUACUAAGAAUAAUUGCUGAAAUGGCAUUACAAGUUCCUUGUGCCAAAGAAGCAGGCCUUGGGGCCUCUCAGUACUCAUACUGGGGCCCAAAAGAGGCCAUUGCCUCAUGCUCUGAAACAUGGUACCCCAGGCAGAUUUUUUUUCCCUUGUCAUCAGAGGUCCCAGGCAUCUCAUGCUUAAUGUGGAGUGUCUCCAACAUAAUUAAUUAAAAAUUAAUACAUAUUUUAAUUAAUGAACAAUUAAUGUAUCAACUCUUCCUUAGUAAUAGUUAAUUAAUAAUUAAUAAGAAAUUAUUAGUCUUAAUAUUGGAGACUUAAAUCUAAAAUGAUUGUGUAUUUAAAAGUCCUAUAUUUUGUUCUCCUUUCUAAAAAGGAUCAAAAUAUCAACAUUUUGGUCUUCCUUCUUCUUGAGUUUCAUGUGUUUUGCAAAUUGUAUCUUGGGUAUUCUGAGCUUCUAGGCUAAUAUCCGCUUAUCAGUGAGUGCAUAUCAUGUGUGUUCUUUUGUGAUUAGGUUACCUCACUUAGGAUGAUAUCCUCCAGAUCCAUCCAUUUGUCUAAAAAAUUCAUGAAUUCAUUGUUUUUAAUAGCUGCAUAGUACUCCAUUGUGUAAAUGUACCACAUUUUCUGUAUCCAUUCCUCUGUUGAGGGACAUCUGGGUUCUUUCCAGCUUCUGGCUAUUAUAAAUAACGCUGUUAUGAACAUAGUGGAGCAUGUGUCCUUAUUACAAGUUGGAACAUCUUCUGGGUAUAUGCCCAGGAGUGGUAUUGCUGGAUCUUCUAGUAGUACUGUGUCCAAUUUUCUGAGGAACCACCAAACUGAUCUCCAGAGUGGUUUGCACCAGCUUGCAAUCCUACCAGCAAUGGAGGAGUGUUCCUCUUUCUCCACAUUCUCCACAUCCUCCACAUCCUAGAAGGAGUUACAGAGACAAAGUUCAGAGCAGAGACUGAAGGAAUGACCAUCCAGAGACUGCCCCACCUGGGGAUCCAUCUCUUAAACAACCACCAAAUCCAGAUACUAUUGUGGAUGCCAACAAGAGCUUGCUGACAGAGCCUGAAAUAGCUGUCUCCUGAGAGGCUCUGCCAGUGCCUGAUAAAUACAGAAGUGGAUGCUCACAGUCAUCCACUGGAUGGAGCACAGGGUCCCCAGUGAAGGAGCUAGAGAAAGUAAUCAUGGAGCUGAAGGGGUUUGCAGCCCCACAGCAAGAGCACCAAUAUGAAUUAACCAGUAUCCCCCAGAAAUCCCUGGGACUAAAUCACCAAAGAAAACACAUGGUGGCACUGGUGGCUCUAGCUGCAUAUGUAGCAGAGGAUGGCCUAUUCGAUCAUCAAUGGUGGGAGAGGCCCUUGGUCCUGUGAAAGUUCUAUACCCCAGUAUAGGGGAAUGACAGGUCCAGGAAGUGGGAGUGGGUGGGUUGGUGAGCAUGGAUUGGGAGUAGGGGAUUUUCAGAAGGAUAACUACGAAAGGGGAUAACAUUUGAAAUGUAAAUAAAGAAAAUAUGUAACAAAAAAAGAUUUUUAAAAAGUCAUAUAAGAUCAACUCUUACAGAAAUUGAAGAUCAAACUAAUUAUCAAGUUAUGAGGAAAAGGUAAAAGUUCUUGUUUGUGUUUGCUGACUUUCCCAUAUCUGAUUUUAAUGACAUGUUACAGGCAUACUACAGCUUAGUGGAAGAAUAAAUUCAAUACUUGGUAGGAAUAUGAAGAAUGUCUUCAAGGAUCCUCUCAUCCAGGAAGGACAUACUUAUGCAUACUUAAUUUUGACUGAAGUCUCAGAACAAAGACAGAACAGCUCCUGAAAUUAUGUACAAUUUAUGAGUAACACCAUGUUCAGGCAGACAUAUGUCUUCAGGGUGAGUCAGAUCAAAAGGCAGCACUUAAGGCCCCCCCAGGCUGAGCCCUGUAAUGUACUUGUGGCACAGGUUUAUUCAGCUACUUUGAUAUUGGCCUUUCAUGGAUAACUCACUCCCUGCUCCACCCACAUGUCACCAUAGCUUAACUCUAAAAUGAAAAACCUACUUAAUCAAAAUCUGUUUACUGACCUAUAUUAUUGGAUUUUUCAUGUCUCUCUGAUUGUAGGUUUUAGGGUUCACGGGCGCGCACGCACACACACACACACACACACACACACACACACACACAUACACACAUAUUUACAAGUCGUGGAAUCCACCCUUUUGAUCUCACAUAAGAAUUGUUAUCUCUAUUCCUUAGCUAACUCCUUCCUGAGAGGGCCAUGCUUAGGUCAAAAGGCAUUUAAUGCAGUAAAUUAUAUAUACACAUUCCUGUGUAUUCCACUAACGUGUGACCUCUGUGGAACAAUGUGUAUGAUUUUUUUUUCUGAUUUUGUAUAGUUUUGAAGGCAAGCGAUGAAGAAAAAUUAAUAAAUCAAUGACUUUUUUCAAUCUAACCAGACUACUGAACCAAAAAUCUAUCCCCUUCUUCCAAUCAGAAGGACUUAAGAAAUCCCAGGGACAUUGAAAUCUUACCAUCACUUUCUCCAAGACUACAGCAUUGGUGCAGAGAUGGAUUUGAGAUAAUUUGAGGUGCACACCCAGGCCAGACCACCCCCUAGACAUGUCUGAAUGCCAGAUCAGGAUGUCAAGACUUCUUCCAAUCCUAUAACUAAGCUCUCAGAUAUUGGGAUGGAGUGCUAGCUUUCUCUCUCAUGUGGAUUUCUGUAAUCUUGUAGCACGCAGAUUUUUCUACCACACUCAACAUAUGUAUAGAGACAAAGAGCAAAGACGCAUAAGGAAAAACUUCACUAAUGCCAAUUGGUCAGGUUGGUAUUUGAAUAAAAAGUUUAUCCAUUUGAGAAAGAUCUAAAUAAAAAUAAUUAGAUCCUGACCUACAAUUAGACACUAAAAUUGUAUAUUGGAUGCAAGCUAAUUUCUUUAAUCAUUGUGAAUUCUUAUAUAAUUUACCUGGCAGAAGAUUGUAAAUAUUAGAUCCCUGUCAAAAACCUAACUCUCAAUAUUCAUUGCCACAAGAGAUAUUUUUGUAAGUAUGUAUACUGAAUGCUACCUAAUAGUUCUUUUGUGAAAAGAAAAUUCAUACUAAUGAAUCAACUCUUCAGGCAUAUUACAUUAUAUAACCAAAGACAAUUUUCCAAUAAUUAAAAAUGCAAAAAUCCUCAUUUGUACGAUAUUAUUGUUGCCAUUAUUCUCCAGUACUGUGAAAAACUUGUAAACACAAUAUAAUUGUUAUCAUUAAAAUAUAAAUAUUAAAGAUUACAAUGUUCAUAAACUGAAUACUUAUAAACCCACAUUAAGAACACACUGUAAUCCUGGAAGCCUCACAUGGCCUUUGCAAGCAUGCCUCUUCAUCCUGGGCUGUAACCCGAGCACUAAAUCCUCACAGCCUGCUUCUCACAUUUAGCUUGACAUCCACAUAUGUGUACCUACACUAUUCUCCAGUGUGUGCCUUCUCAAAUUCCAUGAAUGAGAACUCCAUUUAUUCAUAUCAUUUGUUUUAUUCUUUGCUUCUCCAUUCUUAUAUAUAAUAAUGUUUUUUAGUUCUUAAAUAUCCUGCUUUUCUCUUGACCCUGUUCCUUACCUGCUAUGGUCUUUCUGCAGUGGCACAUGGACUACUUUUCAGUGUUAACAUCUCCCUAACAUUACCUGCCAGUCAUCCCUCAGGGAGGGGUAGGGCCUCAGGAGCUCCUCAUGAUGCAUAAUGAAAUGUUGAUGGGCCCCAUGUCACACAGAUCUUGAACAGUGUGCUCCUGAGCUCAGAGCCCAUGUCAUGUUCAGACGUCUCUUACUGCAUAGCUCCAUCCACUCGUUCUCACCUAGUUUCAGCUCUUUUGCAGUUCUUUCUGAGCCUCAAAGGGAAAAAAGCAUAUUUAUCAUUUGAGGUUUAAUCACAUCAAUGCAUGUAGUACAGCUUGUUCAUUUUCACUGAUGUAACAGGUUUUUAAAAAAAAUAUUUUCAAGUACAAACAUUCAAACAGUCUCUCUUUUUUUAUUUCUCUGCGUCUCUCUGCCUCUCUGUCUGUCUCUCUCUCUGACUUUCUCCUCACCUCUCACACAAAUACCACACAAAUACAUACAUACUUUUGUUAAUAAUAGUGCCGUGGACACACUCUGUCAUAAGAAAUGAGUGUUCAGAUUUCUUAUUUUUUUCAAGCUAGUAUACUCUAUUUCCAAGUAUAUUACUAUAUAUAAUCUUUGUCCAUAUUCUUAUAUCUGAGCAAAUAAGAUACCAGUUGUAUUACAGUAAUUAUUUGCAUUUUCUUAUUAAUAAUAUUUGUGAUAAUUUUUGUAUCCAUUGCCUGACUGUUAAUGUAAAUGCUUGCUUGAUAUUUGCUUGUUUGUCUUGGGGAUUCCGUGCCUAUUGUAUUAUGUGUAAGAUACUCCUCCUCUAUGAAUUCCAGAGCUCUAGAUACAAAAUGUUUGUUUCUUCUUGUUGUUGUUGGUGGUGGUGGUGUUGUUGUCAAAUACUUUCACUGGCUUCUGAGUUUGUCUUUUCACUCUCCUUUGUGAUACUGGGUAAGUAGAAAGUAUAUUUUAAAUGUUACUUUUUUUUCAGGAAUUUUUACAAAAUACAAUUUUUAUGUAAGUAAUUUCCCAUUAUGAAAUCUUAAGUUAUUUAAGGUAUUAUAAAUGCCAUUGUUUCCUUCAAUAUUAUUUUGUCGUGGUAUGCUUACGGACUUCGGACUCUGUCUGCCUCACCUGAAAAUUUAUUUACAACAGCAGUGAAAUGUACUGAACAUCAAUUGUUUCUCCACAAAUGUGAAAGCUGGCUUUGUCCUGAGCCAGGACUUCUGCUGUGGAUGGAUCAAUUCCCCACUCUUCCCUAGCUUUUGGUGGUCAAUAAGACAGCAAUGUGAUUUGAGCUUGGAACUAAUGUCUAACUAUGCAAUGGAACUUGGCUAACCCUUCUUUCCUUGGUUUAUUUUAGCAUCCUGUGGUUUUGCUUCCUUACACAUAAAGUGGAUUUAAUUUUAUCUCAGAAAGAAUGGGUGUCUGCAUGAUUUUCAGUAUGCUGGCCUAAGGCAUAGCCUAUCUAUGUACUUAGUUCAUUUUUAAUUACCUUUAAUAGUGUUUCAUUUAUUUAUAUCUAUACAUCUUAGGCUUAUAUAUCAUAUUUUAUUGCUUUAAAACUGAUAUGUAUUUUAAAUGAUUAACUCAAUUAUUACAAAUGCCUAUUUUAUUAUACAGCCAGUUAUCCAAAUUCUGUAUUAUUAACCUGAUCAUAAAACCCUGGUUGAAAACCUUACUAAAUGAAAUUCCUUGACGAGUAUGUGGCCUACCAAAGUGAGGCUAUGCUGCCCUUACAUAUACAGUUUGACAAUAUUUGAACCUCCUUCAGGAAAACACAAGGAGCUCAGAUAACUUUCAUCAUAAUGUCUGUUACAGAUUAUAUUGUUGAUGUUUUUUAAGCUUAUUCCUAAUUUUAUAUACUUAAUGUUUUAUGAUUUUCUUUUUCCCAGUCAACCAUGUUUUCCCUUUCUCCUUCUUCUUGAUAUAGGCUUACUUAGAAACCUUUUGUGUUGCACUUUUCAUCUUAAGAAUUAUUUUUGUCUGUCUUUUAAUAGUAAGUUUUUCCCUUAGGCAUCAUGGAAAACAGAUUCUCUGGCUAUCUACCUAGUGCUAUUAACAUCUCUGUCAUCACACACAUUAAUCAAAUGAUGUUUCUGGGUAUUUCCUUUAUUUCAUGUCUGUUUACUGAUAUAAUUAUGUGUAAUAGGUAUACAUAUACAUGCACACAUGGUAUUAUAUUUAAUAAGUAUGCAUAUAUAUUGACUGAAUUUCUUAUCCACAGUACAUCAAAUAACUUUAAAGUGUUUGUUUUCAUGCUUCUGAAAUCAUUAUGUGCAGCUGAAAACAGUCUUAACCUUAUCAAUACCUAAAUUUCCAUUUUGUUCACACACACAUGCAUGCAUAAAUACAUGCACACACAUGCACAUGAACAGAAGCACACGCACUCUUACACAUUCACACAGACAGACAGGCACAGACACACACACACUCCAAGGAUAUAGUGAGCUUGAAGUUAUAGAGCUAGCUUACAGUGCUUAUACUGUUUCUUGGGGAAUACAGCCAGUAUAUAAUCCUUGCAUAGAAACUAGUUGUUAUGUGAAAAAAACACAUUGAAAGGUUUAGAAACAAUACAUUUUAGUAUUUAGUACUUUAGUAUUAAAAUGUAAGAUCAAAAAAAAAUACAGUUUACUUUCUCUACAUGCUUCAAUAAAAAAUUCAGCAAAAUAGCCACUUUCAUGAAGUUACAGUAAAUUAAGAAGUUAUUGUUUUCUACGUAAUCAAUAGAUCAGAUAGUGUUACAGAUUACCUCUUCAUAAAAUCUAAAGUGGUAACAUUGGAGACAGUGUAAGCAGGAACCUAGGGAGGACUGUGAAAUGCCAUCCCACUGGCAAAGACACGGGGACUGAAAUCCUGGGUUUAUAGUAAUUACAAACUUCUGCACAGACUGUGCACAAAUAUGAGGAUGUCAUCGGGAAGGCUUGGAUGAGGAAGGCACUCAGGGCAGCCCUGACUCUCACUGCUGAACUACUUGCUGCUGAUAGCUUCGUGGAGAGGGGGAAGCAUGGCUUUCUGGCAUGUAACAGUUGAUUACCCUACCAGACUUCAGUGCAUAGGUCCAAUCCAAUGGCCACACAGAUGUCUCUGGCUAAAUUAAAUAGCCCCCACCCUCCAAAAUCAAAAGUUAUGAAUAUUUCAUCUAGAAUGCUUUCUUAGAGAUGAUAUCUUGAUUAGACCACACAUAAACCUAUUAUUGAAAUGUAAGUAAACUAUUAUGUGCCAGUUUCUCACUGUUCCAUCGACAGUAACAUCAGUGGAAGGAUGAUAUUCAGGAUCCAUCAGGUCAUUAAUAAUAUGAUUGUUGAGUGACAUUGUUUCAUCUUCAUAAUUACAUGAGAGAUUUUUGCAGUAGCUUAGACACAGAUAAUCAUCCUGUAGAAGGUAGAGGAAUUGCAUGUGGUAAUGCACACCUGAAAUCUUCACCACUGGAAGGCUGAUGGGGAAGGAUAGUAAGAAGCAAACCUGAGCUACAAUACAAAACCCUGCUUCAGUAAAAAGGAAGGAAGAUAGAGAAUGUAAAACCGGAAUACAUGACUCGAAUCAGGGCUCGUCCAACUGAAUCAGCGGUAGAAAAUCAAGAAAGCAUGCAAUGUUGUCACAAUGUGAAAAAUAAAGAUUCAUGGCCUGAUGACAAGUCAGUCAUUCAUUGUUGUUCCAGUGAAUCCAUGUUACUUAGCCUACAGAAAAUUUGAAAUGCUAUGCAAGCAUAAUAACAUGAAAUGGUGUAUCAUGACAACAUUGCAUAAGAUGGCUAUAAUUGUACCACAAAUUUGAGGUAGUACAUUCAACAAGAUCCCGUUGAUUAGAUUCCAAUCAACUACUGAGUAGAUAUCUCAUAAACCUGAAGGGUUUUGUUUGUCUGAAAAAAAUCCUCAUUAUGUAGUAAGAAGCUGUAACAAGUGAUUUCCAUCUACACUGGCAUUUCCCUGCUGGAAGCUCAGACGAUCUUUCUGUUUGAUCAUUUUCAAAAGCUACAAAGGGAAGCUCUGUGUGGAUAAGUAAGUUGUUGGCAUUUACUCUGGCAAAAAGAUCAGUGUGAAACUAAUGUGUCAUUUCCUUAAAAGUGGUCAGAAUAAUUUUAACUGUUGUUGUCUUUGUUGUUGUUGUUAAAUCUUUUUGAAAGUUACUCAAGUUAACUUUCAUUUGAAGCCAUCAUUAAAUCAGUAAUGAUAGGUAAAGGAGCAACUGAAAUUACAUGGGACAUAAUAAAGUCAUGGAAAAGAGAAAUUUUAAAUUAGUCUAAUUUUUUAAUGUUGAAUUUUGAAAGGUAAAAUUCAUUGAUUUUUGAAAUAUAUAAUUCAGAUAAUUACUGAAUCCUUGAGUUUCAUGGAGAAACUUCUAGACUUCUAGAAAGGCUCCCUACCUGAUUAAUGUCUGCGCCACUCUAUUAUCAUUGCUGAAUUACUAUGAUUAUAAGAUUAAGUAUGUCCUAAAGCAAUUCAGAAGUUUUUAAUGUAUUCUUGUUCAUGCAGGGCUUGCCAGUACAGUAUUGAGGAGGGAUAGGGGGCUGUCUUUUAUUACCAGUCUCAUAAUAUGGACAGAUAAACUGUUUCUUUUAAGAUAGUCUGUCAUUACCAAGUGUCAAAGUGGAAGGAGUGAAGCAACUACUAAAUUAUCCUACAGGCUCCCUCCUCUUGCCAACACUCCCAUGAGUGAGCAGUGACCUCUGUCAGUGCCGGUGAAUCAUAAAAGCCACUGUUGUGGAUUCUGAGCAGAAAAAUACAUUUACAUGCCUAGAGAAAUAUAGGAUGAAACAUGUUGGUUUUAAAAAGUAAGAUACACACUAAGGAGUCUGGGAAGAAGAAAUAUUCUAAAUCUACCUUCUGAAUCCUUUCUCUUCUUUCCAGAUCUAAGCAGCAAGAGAAACCCCCUAAAUACAUAGAAAAAAAAAUAUCUCCUAGAUAUCCUUCAAAAUAAAGUGACUUCAGUAUGCACCUUUUAAAUGUAUACAAAAUGUUUUUCAUGUAAAUUAAAUUACAAAAUAUUCAGCUAAUACGUAAAGAAUUUAAAGAAUCUCUUUCAGAUUCAGCCACAUUUUCUCAGAUAGAUAAAUAAAUAAUAAGGAUCAUUGAAAAGAUGAGGAAAUGAAUAAACUUUGUUUGGACUACAACAGGUGCAAUAAAGUAACCAACAUAUUAAUCAAGCUUAGGCAAUCAAGAGACAAGUCACAUGACAGAGAUCUCAGGGCUGGCCCUAGGUACAAUAUAUAAAUCAGAGAAGGGCAGGCACAGAUGACGACCUGAAGGGAGAGUGAAGCAAAUCCAAUUAAUUAUCAGACAUUCUGUGAACAGCAAAAAUAAGCUGCUCAAAACCUGCACAUGAUAACAGAAAAGAAAGGCAUUGAGACUAGAAAUACUUGGAUAAGGUGCCCACCUGCAAGAUUCAAGCUGAAUGUGGUUCAUUCAUGUCUUUUUGUUUUGAUGAAAGCAGAACCUGAUGCAAGAGUUUGAGAGGAAAUCCCAGGGAACAAAAUCAAGUGUGAGCUAAAGGUGAGAAAGCAGAAAAGCAGUACUGUGACCUGUGACUUGGGCGGUAGUGUGGAGAGGAAAGACUGUGUCUCAGUGGUGACUUUGCAAUAACUAAGUGCCAGACACACAGAAUGUUCUCAUAGACGUGAAGAAUAACAUAGGUGUUGAUCUAUGGACUGCCCCUGUCCAGAACAUGAGUGUUCUGCUGCCUCUCAGCUGUGUCUGUGUUGAUGGGUCAUAUUUUCCAGUCUUCAGGGAAAUUAAGCAAAGAAGAACAAAUACUUAUUUGAUAGUAAAAGUAAAAUUGGCAGGAUGAAGUGAAAUCAAGUGUACCAUGGUAUUAUAGUUCUUCAUGAAAAGGUUGUUACACAUAUGCACACAAACACACACUGUUGUACACAGAUAUAAACCCUAUGGAAGUGUUACUGUUAUUGCUAAAUAACUUAUUUCCCAAAGGUGUACAUUUACUACAGGAUACUUAUUCUUCAAAAAAUUUAACAAAAACCAGAUGAUAUUUUUUCAGAAGAGAAAUUUAAUUCUAAAAAUUAUAUAUGUCAAAUGUUAAGGCAAGAUAGCAUAUCUAGAAGCUGAAUCAGUCUUAUUUUUGAUCCUGCUAUGUAUAUGAAGAUUGUACACUGUUAUAUUCCAUAAAGAUUGCAUUCACAUCAUAGUCUUUAUUAUGACUUUCCUGUUGCCCCUAAUGUAGAACCUCCAUGGUCUUAACAAACAAAUUCAAGCAAUUCUUUGGACUGUCUUUUUCUUUUCUUUAAUUGCUAUUGUUUUAUAUGUAUGCAUAUUCUUUAUAUAAUAUAUGUAUAUAUACACAUUCACAUAUAUACAUGUAUUAUCUGAGGGCAUACUUUUUUAUUGUUGAUCACUUGGUAUUAGAUAACCAGUUUUGGAGAUUAUUCCUAGGGGAGAUGAUUUUUCCUCCCUAAAUAAUCAUUAAUUGCGUACAGCUUUUCAUCAAGGUCUAAGAGAUUUCUCCACCCAUGUUGGCAGGUCAACUGACAUUGUCACUUUUCAGACCCGAUUUAGGCAAUCAUAAUGUUGUAAUGUCAUGGAUUAGCUACCCUGUCAUAUAGAAUUCACUAUCUCACAGCAGAUAUACUGUUCUUCCAGCCCUUACAACAGUUCUGUCUCCUUAUCCUCAAUUUUCCCUGAAUCUUUGGUAUAGGAUAUACGUUGUAGAUGUACUGAUUGUCGUUUGGUUUAUUAUUCCUGUGGUGAAUAACCACAAGCAAAGCAACGUGGGGAAGAAAGUAUAUAUUCAUCUCAUUAGGAAGUCAGGACAGGAACUCAAGCAGGGUAGGAACCUGGAAGCAGAAGCUGAUAGAGAAGCCAUAACAUAGUACUGCUUACUGGCUUGCUCCCUGUAGCUUGUGUAGCCUACUUUCUUGCUGAACCCAGGGCCACUAUCCCUGGAUUAACUGCACCCAUACUAAGCUAGGAUCUUCCCCAUCAAUUAUUAAGUUUAAAAGUGUCCUACAGCCUUGUACACAAACAAAUAUUUUGGAGCAUUCUCUAUUCUGAUGAUGCUAGUUUGUGUUAAGUUGACAUAAAACUAGCCAAUAUAUGUACACAAUGAACAGUUGUUCCCUACAGUCUGAACAGUUGUGGCUUUCUACAAUAAUAUCCAUCUGUUGCAAAAGGAAAUUUUGGUGUGUGUGUGAAGAAUAAAAGCUAUACUUACCUGUGUGCCUAAGAUGAAUAUUACAAAUGGAAAUAGGAAUCAUUCUAGUUUAGGAAAGUGGGAGUUGUAGGUUCUCCCUUAGGUUUCAUAUUUUUGGCAGUCUUGGGUCGUUGGCUAGGUUUACAGAACUAGGCAUGCAUUUCCUCCUAGUUAGUGGUGUUAAGUUAAAUCAGACAGCUAUUGGUUAUUACCAUAUAUAAAUGUCACUAUUCUGCCUUUAGGGUUAUCUUUCUAUGCUGGUCCUUGUUGGGGUUAAUUGAUGUCACAGCUUGGUAAGACUAUUGAUUGCCUUUUCUUUCUAGGAAAAUUAGUGUUUUCUAACAUGCUAAGAGCUAGACCUCAGGAAGGAGGUACCUAAGUUAGUUCCCUUUCAACUUCUGCAAGUGCUGACUGACUUCAACAGGAGAGAUUUACCUUCAAAUUCUAGGAGGCAUCCAAGGGCAACUGCAGCAAUUCAUGUUGUAGUAUGGGCGGUCCUGGAUUCAACUGACCAACAGCUCAAAAAGAGAUUUUCCAUGCCUGAAAGUUGCCUUUUGUUAGCUAGAAUACGCCCUGGGGAGGAAGCAUCAUCACACACAUAUAUGUGUAUGGGCAUGUACACAUCUUAUUUUUAGGUAAAUAUUAAAUAGUAAUAUUCCUGGAGGGUUUUUUUUCAAAUAUUCUUAAUGUUAUUUACUCCUCCUUCCUCCCUCCCUCUCCUUCUGGCUACCUCUCUCCUCAUUUAUGCCCCCAUUCUUUUCUCAUCUUCACCUUCAUAGCACCCACAAAUUGCUAUUUUCCUCUCUAAUCCAAAGUCUCAACCCCCAGCCCCACCACCCUACAAUCCUUCUCUUCUUUUCUGGAUUCUGUGAUUACUCCAGGUUAUAUAUUCACCUCUGAAGAUUUGGAAGUAGGAUCCACAAAUAAGAGGGAAUAUCUAGGUUAGUCUUCUAGGAUUUGAGAUACUUCACCCAGUGUAAUAUAACUCAUCCAUUUGGCUGUAAAGCUCAUGGCUUCAUUCUUUCUUACAGCUGAAUAGUAGUAUAUUUUUGUAUUCAUUACCUUAUUUUAUUAUAAAUACCAAACUUUAAUUUUUAGGUGAUUUUCAUAUACCUUUCUCUACCUGAAUUUGUAGAGACACAGUAUAUUUCACUUUCAUGUUAACUCUUCUUAUCAUUCCCUUAAUCAUUUCCCAAGGAUAGCAAAUUUACUGCUAUCAUUGAUUGAUUUGACCUUCAUUGAUUGCAGUGUGUAUUAUCUGAAAUCAUUAAAAGGGGAAAAUGUAUUUAAUUAGUGUGAAAGUCAAUGUUAACCUGUUUUACAUUUCCUUGAUUAAUAGAUGAAAUAGACCUUUUCAUAACUUUAUACUAAUUACAGUACUUUUCUAGGAUCUAUAUUAAUAUUCUAAUCUUGUCUAUAAAAAUACAUAUUAUAUCAAAAUUCUUUGACAUAGUUGCAUAUGUAGAAUGAGACUCAAAUUCCUCAUUCAUUACAAUUACGUUAGUGUGCUUAGGGGUGAUCAUUACUACAUACCACAGAUUGAUUCUGUAAGCAGUACAGUUAGAGAUGAAGAAGACCUCCAAAGGCUGGUGGUCUUUUGAACCUCAAUCCUUAACUUCCAAGAGGUUCCUUCUGGGGUCUACAUUGUCUUUUUCCAUUAUUUUGUCUAGGUCCUAAUUUCUUCUGCUUAUGAUGACAUCAGUCUUACUAUAUUCAACCUGCCUGUAAGAUCUCAUUUCACCUCAUGCUUUGUUAAAAACCCUGUUUUUAAAUGCAGUAUCUUAUGAGAUUUUUCAUUUUUAGUUGAUCAACAUGAAAUAUUCCUUAAGAUAGUAUCCUACCUUAUGGCAUGAAAAUUCCCACUCCAACCGUAGAAAGUAGGAUAGUGCUUUUAUUUGUUUGUUUGGUGUGGUUUGGGUUUGUUUUUUGUCGUUGUUGUGUUUGGUUGGCUGGUUGGGGCGUUUUUGUUUUUGUUUUGUUUUGUUUGGUUUGUUUUUUUGUUUGUUUGUUUGUUUGUUUUGUUUUUUUUAUUGUACCAGAACAGAAUUUUAGGCAAAGAAAGAAAAUACAUAUACUUUAGUAGUUCACUGACUACAACAAUGUAAAGAAGGAAAACAAAGAAUACAUCAGAGGUAAAUGACCUUGUUGAAGGAUCUGGGGAAGACUGGAUAUGAGGACACCAUGAGCUCCUUAGAAUUCUGUGGUGGAGACUGGAUGAAAGUAUCAUUUAGGUGGGGUUUAUAGUUUUUAGAAAGUUGUUUACCAUCUUCUGAUAAGCAGUCCUGGUAGAUAUGGCACAAUCUUCUUUGUGGUUAUUUGGGAGAGUCUAUGAUCUUCUUGGUUCUCAGUGUUACCCCUGCCUCAGUCAUCCUUAAACAGUUGGUACUACUAGAUUCAGCCACGUUCCUUCCUAGGUAGCUGAACUUCAGAAAUCAAUCAAGAUCCUUACAUUGGAAUAAUUCAUUUUGUCUAGGGAACACAACUCUUGUUUGUUUUAAAUAAGGCUCCUGUUAAUGUGUUCUUUGACAAUUUAAUACAUGUAUGAACUAUAUCCUGAUACUUCUCUCUUAACCUCCUCCAUCCCUAUUAACCUGAUUGCUUACCGCAGAUCUUUUUCCAAUGCUCGUGUAUUUUUGUUUGACUUUGUGACCUGCUGAGUUUAACCAGGGUCAUAUAUGUGACUAUUGGUGUUGAGGUAAUCCAUUGUUGGAUUCACUUAUGGAUACCCUUUAAAUUUUGGAAUGAUCCUAUCAAAGAAGAGAUAUCUCAUGUCCACUAUUAAGAGUGCCUUAUAUAAAUUAUUUUAAAUAACCCUCACAUACUUAAUCAGAAUCACAUGGCAUAAUAAACUAUAUAUACUAUCUGAAGCUUUUAAGAUCUAAUUAACUCACUUUUAUCCUGCUAAUGAUGUACUGAUGAUAAUCAAUAAUGCUCUUCCUUUGCAUUGUAAUAUAAAUGACUAUAAUUUUAUUCAAUUCUCAUAUUUUCACUUAGUUGAGAUCAACAGUAGUAACUUCAAGUUGGUCAAAAAGAAAGUUUAAAUAGGUCCUGUUAAAAUGUUAGCAAUAGCAUUUUAUUCAGCUGGAAAUGAGAAUGAAAUCUACAGGAAAAUAGAUGGAACUGGAAAACAUUUUUGGAAACAAGAUUAACCCAAGCGCAGAAAUAUGAAUACCAUAUGUUAUCGUGUAUGGAUCCAAGCUUCUAAUUGUUAGGUGUAUGUAUCCAAGUGGGAGAAACUUGGGUAAAACCCAGAAAACCAGAAAGGUACCCAUAUGACUGGGGAAAAAAA